AUGUGUGAUAUUUCUGUAGCUUUCACUUGCUAUUUAGUAAUCGGUUUUCACAUUGGAUUAUCUCCUUACACCGCCAACGGAGAAAAUACCAUUGGGAAUGAAGUUAGCGGUAUCAGGGCCUUCCAACAAGGUGAUUUUAUUCUUGGAGGAUUCUUUGACGUUUUAAAUGACUAUGAUGCAAAAACUGGACAUUGCUCUAAGAUAAAUGCCCAAAAUGUUCAACAAGUGCAAGCUAUGAUAUAUGCUAUCAAAAUGAUUAAUGAAGAUUCAACGCUAUUGCCAAAGGUAACUUUUGGAUAUGAUAUUAGGGAUACGUGUAGAUCAUCGCAAUUAGCUCUGAGAUAUGCCAUGAACUACGUAAAGCAUAAUCGUGAUCUAGAGCUGAAUUCAUCUAAUACUGCCAAUUUUGUGCAUGGACGAAUUGCUGCUGUUAUCGGUGCUGCAAGUAGUAAGGAAUCAAUAGCUGUAGCAACGAUGCUUAGCAAUUUUGAAUUAUUGCAAAUAAGUUAUAGCGCUAGCAGUCGUCGAUUAAGUAAUGUGGCAGAAUACAAGUCAUUUUUCCGAACCGUCCCAUCAGAUGAUUACGAGGCUGAUGCAAUUGUACAAAUUAUUAGACAAUUUCGGUGGAAUUAUGUUGGAAUCGUGAUUGUAGAUGAUGCUUUUGGUGAAGCAAUGGGUAAUACACUACUACGAUCAACAACUAGUCUAGGAGUAUGCAUACCGAUUUUUGCAAAGUUUCAAAUCUAUCGUAAACAGCAAGAUAUGAUUACAAUUAUUCAGCGAUUAAUUGCUAAACAAAAUGUUCAAGCUAUAGUUUUAAUAUGUGAUCCAGUGGAUGCAUUGUCUUUUUUUCGCCAGGCUGAACGACUAGGAUUAACUGAUAGAAAUUUUAUAGCCGUCUCUGGCUGGUCAAAUAGCCCAUUAGUCAGGCGCUUUCCAACUAGUGUAGUUAGUGGAAGCCUCGGAGUGAUGCUUCCUGAUCAUAAUAUAGAAAAAUUUAUGCAGUAUUUAAAGACGUUAAAUUUUUGUAAUAAUCAGGCUAAUCCUUGGUUUCAAAAGAUAUUUAAAGAAUCAUACAAUGGUAAUGAUUGUAACCUGCCUAAUGAGGCUACAAAUCCAGCAACAAAUGAUUUUUAUGCUAAUGGUGUCUAUGUUGGUUAUAUUAUUGACGCGAUUUAUACUGUUGCGCAUGCAUUACAUACUAUGUUAAACUGUAAACCUGGCGCUAGCUGUUCUGUGAUGGAUAAUGUUAAUGCUGCGAAGCACAUUAAUCUAAAGGAAUUACAUAAAUUUGUUUAUAAUGUUAGCUUUAAUGGGAUUACAGCACAUCCAGUACGUUUUGACAAGACUGGAGAUGGCCCAGGUAUUUAUAAAUACUGCAAUUUACAGAUUGACCCUAGUAGUAAAAUCCUGCAGACGGUAGUUGUUGGAAGCUACUCAGCGACGGAGAUUGCUACAAAUUCUUCUAAGUUCUAUCUACAAACCAAUGAGAUUAUUUGGCAUUCAGGGGCGAUUUUACCACCAGAAUCACAAUGUAGUGCAGAUUGUCCGCCUGGUACUUAUCGAAUUUUUAGUAUUGCAGAAAGAUGCUGCUGGACCUGUCCGCCAUGCCCAACGCAUCAUUAUUCCAAUUAUACAAAUACCGUUCACUGCCAUGAUUGCUUACGUGGUUGGACAGCAAAUUCUAAUGCUACAGGUUGCUUAGCGGUCUUUAGAAGGCAUUUAAGAAUAACCGAUGGGCCAGCUCUAUUAGUUGUCAUUAUUGCAAGCAUUUUUGUUAGCUUGACAUUAACGACUUGCUUUCUGGUUCAUAGGAGAAGAAAAAAUAUCUUGAUUACCGAAUCUAGCUACUUACUUAAUAUGUUGUUGCUAAUUGGCUUAUUAAGUAAUUAUGUAUUACCCAUCCUGCUAUUAAUACCGAUUACUCCUUUGAUCUGUACACUCUCUUUUAUUGCAUUUAGUUUCUGUACAACCCUUGUUCUCCUUGUUCUUUUAAUGAAAAUUGCAAAUCUUAACAGAAUUCAAGACGAACGAUCACCCGGAGAAAAUACUAGCUCCAUAAUAAGCAACAUUGUUAUUCAGUUGGCUGUAUUAAUACUUACUCUCAUGUUUCUAGGUAUUGAUGACGUUACCUCCAAAAAGGUGGUUUAUUUAUAUUGUAAGACCAACAAUAACGCCAUUGCUGUGUAUGCGUAUGCUCAAUUUGGAUUAUUGAAUAUUCUAUGUAUUUAUCGUGCAUUCAAAGCUCGAAGUGUACCUAUUGCUUGCUACGAAAGUCGCUAUAUACUUCUUGCUAGUAUUUUAUCAUUGGGUCUUUUUUCAUUUGCGGCACCGGCAUAUUUCUAUGCAACCGGUAUAUCCAAAUUUGGACUCAGUGCAAUUGGUGCCGUGGCUUUUCCGGCUUUAAUAUUCUUAUGCUUAUUUGUAAGAAAGAUAAUAGCUAUCUUAUUUCCAGAGUGUUCUUCAAAGUAA
Messenger RNA from Trichoplax adhaerens, 2472 nucleotides. RefSeq lists its product as uncharacterized. Gene Ontology annotation, cellular component: membrane. Gene Ontology annotation, molecular function: adenylate cyclase inhibiting G protein-coupled glutamate receptor activity. NCBI's taxonomy places the organism in Eukaryota, Metazoa, Placozoa, Uniplacotomia, Trichoplacea, Trichoplacidae. The record is from RefSeq and is a predicted model, not a curated record. The transcript is spliced from 2 exons. Gene Ontology annotation, biological process: regulation of synaptic transmission, glutamatergic; G protein-coupled glutamate receptor signaling pathway. Bases 1 to 2472 code for a protein of 823 amino acids.